GCAACUCGUUGAACAAGCUGUAAGUACACACAUACAGUUUUUGUAUCAUUUCGUAACUUUUACUGACUGUUUAUGUUUGAUUCAUAUGCAGAUUUUUUUGGCAUUCACAGUCAAACAUGGAAGAUUCACAUUCACUCAGCAAUUCUGAAAUUGUUCACGAUGAAACAGAUCUAGCUGAAAAGAGGCUAAAUGAAGCCAUGGCACAAAGGAAAAAAGAAUUACAACACAUGAAAAAUAUAAUGGGGAGACAAAUUAAACAGAAGAACAAAGAAGAUCGAAUCAGAAUUUCUCAGUUCAAAGAAACCUUUAAAGGAAAAAAGGAAGUACCUAAUCGAAAUAAACCAUGGAAAACUAUCGAAUGGCAAAACUAUUGGAAUUCUUUGGGUAACCACGAACAAAACAACCUUGACAGGAGGAAGUCCCACUGCCACAAGAGUAUCUACACCAAAAUAGAUGAAAUGGCUGAGAACUUCAAUGCUUCAGUUGUAUGUUUAAUUCGUUAUCCCAACGGAACCCAACAUACCAAAUAUGUUUUAGCCAGUGGUGGGGGAAUUCAGUUUGCCCAAUCAGAAGAUGGCAUUCUUAUAGAUCAACUUUGGGUUCGACAUUGGAACAAAAAACAAGAGAAAAGACAGAAGUUGUGUGAAGAAAAGGGCAUAUGGCAAGAGAGAGCCAGCAAGAGAGAGAGAAGAGGACUGAAGAAAGUAAUCGACCAAGACAAUGAAUCACUACUUCAUGACAAUCCAAAGCAGAGAAACUUCAUUGAAAAAGGAGCCAGCAAAAGAAAUAGAACAGCAAAGAAGAAAACUAUCGAACAUGAAAAUGAAUCAGUACUCCUCGAGAAUCAUGAGCAGAAAAACUCCAUUGAAAGAGGUAGAAAAAGCAUUAUGCUAAUAAAUUUUGCAAUUAUUAGUGCUUAAAAAAUUUUUAAAAUUUUAAAGGAAAAAAGAAAAAGUCGAAAGAGAAAAAAGA
Daphnia magna is the source of this 972-nucleotide messenger RNA. RefSeq lists its product as uncharacterized. The record is from RefSeq and is a predicted model, not a curated record. The coding region runs from base 117 to 920 and encodes 267 amino acids. Lineage: Eukaryota; Metazoa; Arthropoda; Branchiopoda; Diplostraca; Daphniidae. The transcript is spliced from 5 exons.